CUCGGAAAGGGAAAGGAGCAGGAACCGGGUCAGGAGCGUGAGAGCGCCGGAGCCUGUGGAGCUACGCGUUACAGAUCAGACUUCCACUCAGGGUACAGAAGAGUUAAUCAGGCCUUUAUCUCCACAAUCACAGGAUCGCUGAGGAUCAUCAACAUUUACACAAAGAAAACAAGUGUGUGAAAGAGGAACGCUCGUUCCCAUCCAUCUGCACAGCUUUCAUCACAUUCGAAGCUUUUUUAAAAAUAUAGUUCAUGAGGCAGUCUUGAGUCUUUAAACAUCUAAUCCAUUCCAACACGCAUGUGCUGGAAGUCUCUCUCAGACAGAUGUCUGCAUUAUCAGGGAACUCAUUCCUUAGUGUUUCUAACGAAUCCUGUCCAGAAAUAAAUAAUAAUUUCUCCAAAUAUCACUCUUUUGAUUUUAUCUUCUCAAAAUAUCCGGGGAAUAAGCCCUGAUUAGCCCUAUGGUUAAAUAAAUAAAUAAAUAAAUAACCCCCCUUGUUCUUCCUUGACGACGGUUGUCAAGGGCGGUGUAACCAGAACAGGAAGUUAACUUUAAAAAAAAACAAACUCAAAUCUCCAGCUGGCUUUAACUCGGUGUAGUUACACAGUUUGACCAGCAGAGGCCAGUGCAGGACAUAUUUUUCGAGUAAGCUGAACAGGAGUAUGUGAAGUAAUGCACGCAUGCGCACAGCUGCGUUUCCUGUGACGUGUGCAUACUAAAUGAGGAGUGUGCGCACGCAGAGUGGGUGCAGAACGCGGCUCUGCUCAGUGUCGUCUACCUUCAGGGUGCCUGGUGGUGUUCAUCACAGGGUUUGCCAGAGCCAUGCCGUCUUGUUAUGUUGUCGGUUGUAAGAACAGAAGUAAAACCAGACCGGAUUUAAUAUACUAUCGAAUCCCUGCAGGAUCGCAUUCUUUCCAUCAAAACCGGCGCCGACUUUGGCUCCGUGCAAUAAACCGGGUCAACUGGACCGAGACACAAAUUAAAAACGCCCGUGUUUGCAGUGCUCACUUUAUAUCGGGAAGAUCAUCAUUGGACAGUUCCAGCCCUGAUUAUGUUCCUUCCGUGUUCUCGUACAUUGAGACAGACAACAGCGGAGCACAAGAAAAGAUGGAUGGAUCAACGCUUCUGCCAACAGUUCACCUUCCUCUACCUGUGACGACUGUAAGUGAUGAAGUUGGUCUUGUCAGCCCGCCUCCUCCCCACCGAGCUACAGCUAAAGGAACAGUAACGGAUGCUAUGAGUUCAGCUCUGAGUGAGCAGAGAGCUGAGGAGGUUCAGGACCAUGAAGGUGAUCAGAGUGAGAGUCUAGACCCACUAACACUCGAGCCCAGUCCCAGUACCAGCAAUGAAGCACAUCCUCGCAGACUUCCCAAGAGUGACAAGGCUGAUGCGAAAGAUUUCACACGUCUGGAUUGGGCUCCUUCCCUGAACAUGACCACUGAGUGUAAUGAAAGCAGUGUGAAGCAGUCAGAAGAAAACCUCGAGGGGCACCAAAGGAUGCCUCUUUCUGCAGCAGAGAAACAGCACCGAUACAGGCAGCAUAGGGAUGCUGAUCCUGAGAAAAGAAAAAAGCAUUUAGAAAAAGAGAGGGAAAGAUCGAGGAAGGACAAGGAUGCUGGCAAAAGGUUCUCUAUUAGUGAACUGAACGAAAGGGAGAAAGUGGCCAAGCGGAAAUACUGGAGAGAAGCACAGGCAAAAUCGAGAAGAGCCAAAGCACAACUUGCAGCUACCUUAGAGCAGUGCGUGACCCCUCCCCUCAGUCCAGAGCCAGCUCCAGGGCCCUCAAGUGGAGGGGUUUUUACCCCGAGGUUGAACAUGGAGAUGGAAAGUUCUGCACCAACCUCUGAUCAGACUGUUUCUCUGCAGCCUAUCACCCAAAGUGAUGGUAAAGAUGCCUCAGUGAUUCGAGGAGCUCAUGAUCUCAGAGAGGCUGAAGCACCUGAACCUCAGACAUUAUCCACAGUAGAUGUGAAGCGGCGGACGGUGAGCUCUGGUAUACAGUGUCCGUAUUGCCGCUACAGAUGUGGCGCCAAGUUCUCGUUCCAAAUCCACGUUGGCUCACAGCACCCCCUCCGCUGUGAGGACGUGUGCGUGGGCCGUUUAGGUAAAGUGGUUUUCUACCAGUGCACAGCCAAACUCUUCCACUGCCACAUCUGCUUCUUCACAUCCAAGGACUACGCUGUACUGUUCGAGCACCUGCUGGCGAGGCACUGCUUAACUGCUCCGAAAGCCGCGCGCACUGAGAAAGGCGACGGGGAGGGACAGGAGCAGGACAGGAAUCCUACUCCAGAGAUUAAACCUGAUCAGGACGACAUGACUGAAGAAAGAUCCACUGAGGACUCACUGAAGAGGAAGCGAAGCUCUGCGUCGGGUGGUGAAGACGAGGACGAAGACGUGAACGUGUCGGAUAGCAUUCCAGCAGCUGCUGUUGAGCACUACUCCGAUUCCUCAAGUGCCCCGUAUUAUGAAUGCAAAUUCUGUAAAGAGCGCUAUAAGAAUAAAGGAUCAUUACUGCACCACGUCAGUCGCGAACAUGACGUCCCUAAACCACACGCUUGUAAAGAAUGCGGCGAGAGCUUCAUGCUGGAAAGUCUUUUGAGCCGCCACAUCAACCUGUACCACAGACAAGAACGCUACCAGUGUCCCUACUGUCCGUUUGAGUCCAGUCUCGCAGGCCUCCAUCAGCACCUCAGUCAGUGUCGAGCGGUGGAGGGGAACGAGGACAAAGGAGACAUGGGGACUGAAGAAAAGGAAUGAGUGGCUCAGUGGAGGAAGAUCGAAUAGCAUGGUGCUUGUGGGCGUGGCCUGUCCAGUGGAACUCAGUUUGAAGUUUAGUCAUGAUACUGUAAAAAUACCUUGAACGAUGUAUUUAAUCAAAAUGUUCUCGUGUUCCUGUAAGAGCCGUUUUAAGAGACGGACGGUGUUCGGUAGACGUAGGUUUGCUUUUCCUUUUAAUGUAAUUUGUUAAACACUGUAACGGUACGGUCCGUGUAGCAUUCCUGGAUGUGGGUUUUAUGUUAACAGAAAUGGGAUGUUCAGUUUUCUGAUUGAAACUCUAAUGAACUCGCUGUAAUCUGUCACUAUUGCAUUAGUAAAUGAGGAUGGGUUCCCUCACCACCAUCACCUCAGGUUUAUUCAUUAGGGAUAAAUAAACAUUAGUAAAAUCUUUAUCUUUCUGUAAAGCUGCUUUAUGAUAAUGUCCAUUAUUAAAAGCACGAUACAAGUAAA
This is a messenger RNA of Neoarius graeffei (lesser salmon catfish), 3228 nucleotides long. Its product is annotated as zinc finger Y-chromosomal protein 1-like. NCBI's taxonomy places the organism in Eukaryota, Metazoa, Chordata, Actinopteri, Siluriformes, Ariidae. The record is from RefSeq and is a predicted model, not a curated record. Gene Ontology annotation, biological process: attachment of mitotic spindle microtubules to kinetochore. Bases 823 to 2757 code for a protein of 644 amino acids. The transcript has 7 exons.